Coccinella septempunctata (seven-spotted ladybird) is the source of this 3446-nucleotide messenger RNA. RefSeq names its product transcriptional activator Myb (gene Myb). Gene Ontology annotation, molecular function: DNA-binding transcription factor activity, RNA polymerase II-specific; RNA polymerase II cis-regulatory region sequence-specific DNA binding. Gene Ontology annotation, cellular component: nucleus. Gene Ontology annotation, biological process: regulation of DNA-templated transcription. NCBI's taxonomy places the organism in Eukaryota, Metazoa, Arthropoda, Insecta, Coleoptera, Coccinellidae. The transcript has 12 exons. The record is from RefSeq and is a predicted model, not a curated record. Bases 139 to 2373 code for a protein of 744 amino acids.
UCUUAACGAAAGAAACGAUCUUCCUCAUUCGAAUUUUCAACUGUAAGACGUCUAGUCCUUUCGGAGUGUUUAGUAUCAGUGUUGUUCAAGAAAUUUCGGGUAUAAGUGACAGUGGCCCUACGGGGCAAGUUUGAGGAUAUGGCUCAUUUCAAUUAUCCAAACAUUACUGGAGUGGAAAUCAUCAAAGAGGAAAUGUUGAGUGAUAAUAGCGAAAAAGAAGAUUCCGACGAUGAGGUCUUCACAAGGAGGAAGCCAAUAAACAAGGGAAGAUGGAGCAAAGAAGAGGAUGCUCAAUUGAAGCAUUUGGUUGAUCAUUACAACUGUAAGUGGGAUCAGAUUGCCGAGCAUUUUCCUGAUCGAUCCGACGUACAGUGUCAGCAAAGGUGGACCAAAGUUGUCAACCCGGCUCUAGUCAAAGGACCAUGGACCAAAGAGGAAGACGAACUGGUUAUAAAGCUAGUUAAUAAAUACGGAGCAAAGAAAUGGACCACGAUAGCUCGAAGCUUGAAUGGCAGAAUAGGAAAACAAUGCAGGGAAAGAUGGCACAACCACCUCAAUCCGGAAAUAAGGAAAUCCCCAUGGACAGAAGAAGAGGAUCGGAUAAUUUAUGAAUGCCACAGAAAACUUGGUAACCAAUGGGCAAAGAUAGCAAAAUUUCUUCCGGGAAGAACGGAUAAUGCAAUCAAGAAUCACUGGAAUUCAACUAUGAGGAGGAAGUAUGAAACUGAUAUUAGGGAAGGAGGACAUAUGAAAAGGCCUAGAGGAAGAAAGUCAAGAGGAUCUGAUAAUAAUAUUAGCGGAGCUACUAAUCAGAACUGGACCGAAUAUUAUGAGGGCAGCUCAAGUGGCUUUUCUGGCACACCAACACCUAGUCCAAGCCCCAUAACUCCACCACUAAACAAUACUAAUUGUAAUUAUGACAGUAAUUCAUGCCCGCCUGAAUCCUCCCAAAGUGGUUGUAACUACACCUCGUAUUCUAAUAUAAAUGUGUACAAUGGACAACAACAUAGUCCCAUCCGAUUGACACCUCUUAAUGAAGAUGCCAUAUCCGAGUUUGACAUCAAUGGUUUAUGCAUAAACAGUCCAGAAAACAGAACGUUUAUUAGGAGGCGACUGGUGCCCUCCAACUUCCAACACCAAAAUCAUAAUGUACCUGCUAAUUCAAAUGCUUGUGAUAAUCAACGUGCAUUUGUACCUUCAAUAUUAAGAAGGAAUAAUAUUAAACAGAAACCGGAAGAGGAUAAUAGGAUUGCAUCACAGCCUACCAUCAACAUGAUGGAAGAAGAGGAUGCAAACGCCCGAAAUGUCUCUGAGAGAGCCAGUCCUGCAAUUUCAUUCAGCCCUGUAAAAACGGAGCCAGCGUCGCCUGCAAAACAACUACCGUUCAGUCCCUCCCAGUUCCUCAAUAGCAGCCCUAGUAUCAGCUUUGAUACUGUUUUAUCUUCUACGCCGUUGAGACGAUGUUUCCAAGCAUCUUCACCUUCAAAAAGAUACAUCAAAGUGGAACAGGACUGUGACCAAUUGAAAAAUGGUUAUGGUCCUAGUACUUCCGGAUACAGUCCAUUGAAAACACCAAAUAGCUCACAACAUCAGGUCAGUACAGAACCAAGCACUUCAGGAUAUAGCCUUUCGCGAACAUCAAAAGAACAAUGUACAUCUGAUUAUGGUCCUCUGGAAACACAAAAUGAAUCAUCUCAACCAAAUUGUUCAGAACUAAGCUCCUCUACUUUGGUCACAACUCCAACAGGAAGGUUUAGUGUACUGCAAACCCGUACACCGACACCAUUUAAGCAAGCCUUAGCCCAUAUUGUGAAAACAUCUGGACCUAUCGCGAAAGCACCAGAUAGCCCAACAAGAUUGGAAGACCUUACGGAAAUUUUGAGGAAAGAUCAGGACUCUUCCAAUGCAGAGAAUGAUUCAUCUAUGGUCAUGAUCUCGAAUGACAGUGGUUAUUCAACUGUGAAAAGAAAGGUGACAACAGGCCCAGAUGGAAAAGAAAAUGUUUUACCCAGUAAAAGAGUACGAAAAGCACUUGCGUCGGUUUGGACGUGUUCUCCGAUCAAUGUCAACAACACCUCAGACUUAUCCUUUGCAGUUGAAACACCUAGUCGUUCUUUAGGGGAAGAGAAUUCUGACCUUUUCUCAACUCCAUCGUCGAUUAUGAAAAAUUCACUUGGAGUAGCGGUUCUCACCGAUUCUACCGGAUCUGCACAGAACAAUUACUUCUGCGAGCAGUCCUCAUAUAUUAAUUCAACAUAUUUGCAAAAUUCCGUGGGGGUGACCGAAUAUAGUAGUGAACACACUGGUCAGAACACACAGACAGAAUUAUCAAAUCAGUGGUAUAACAAUUAUGGACAGAAUCUAUUCCUCUGAAAUCUCCUUCCUAUACUUCCCUAACCGUGAUCAUGCUUGCUUGUAGUUUAUUUUUCGCUUUUUUGGCAGAUAACAUCCUUGCACUUCAUUCAUCUUCAUCAACCAGCUUGAUUUGCAUGUUGCUUCUCAGUUCUCUAACUAGUCCUAACACACUAUUAGUCGUAUUAUUUAUCGUACUUUUUUUGCACAACAAUAUUCUUCUGUUUCUUUAAUUAUAUUUUCUAAUGCAGCUUCAGUAGUUCUUUUGCACAGAGAACGCAAGUAUAAAAUCUGGUGAAGUUUAGGUUCAUAAUUUUGAAGUGAAAAUCUCAUUUUCACAAGAAAGAUUAUUAACUAUGAUCUGAUUGCUUUGAAAUUUGAAUAGAUUUCCAUCUGAUUUUGUUUAUGCGUGUUCGUUGAUUUAUAAAUCUCAAAUUUAUACUUGUUAAAUGUAUUGUUAUCUUCUGGAAGAUAUAUAAAAAUAGUGAGACUUCGUCAAAACUUAGUAAUAUAAUCUGUUGUUGUAGAUAAAUCACUGUUUUUUAUGUAGUUUUUCCGUUGCACUUGAAUAUUUUAUUUUUCGUUUUCCUAGGACUUAGGAUAUAUGUAGAUGUGAUGAAAUUUUGGUGCUCUUCUAUUGAGUCUCAAUCUUUUGGGGCCGAUGUCAAAGUAAGAUGCAUAUUUCGUAAGGAAUUCUUCAGUGACAUCUAUAUAAUUUUUUUUGGACCAAUUAUCAUAAUUUCGUAUUCAUUUUCACCCAAUACUCUACCCUUCAGUGUCCUAUUGCAAACUACUUUCUCGACACUUCUUUCAAUAAUUAUUUACAUAGCGAUUUUUCAAAAUGAUUUUUGGACUCGGAUAGUGCGUCAGAAAUCUAAUCUAAUUUUGAGAUUUAGAUUUAUUGAGUGCAUAUUGAUUAUGCACGGUUAAAAAAACUGAAGAAACUGAACCACCUGUGUUCAACAUACCGGGUGUUACAGGAAUCUGGCUCACCGUAAAAUAUCUUAAUGUUGAAAUUUGGGACAUGGCCACUACAUAUUACUUCCUAUCGACUAGGGUCAUUCAUUCAUUCAUUUCUUGGUAACCACGUCACC